Molecule: messenger RNA, 6309 nt
Organism: Tyto alba (common barn owl)
Lineage: Eukaryota; Metazoa; Chordata; Aves; Strigiformes; Tytonidae
Gene: ZBTB11
Product: zinc finger and BTB domain containing 11
Exons: 11
Coding region: 430-3555 (1041 amino acids)
Cellular component (GO): nucleus
Molecular function (GO): protein binding
Source: RefSeq, a predicted model, not a curated record
UUGCCUUUCCGUUGCUGCUGCUGCCCGAGCUUCUGCCUCCCACCCGCCGCCGCUGGCCGCGAAACUCCAGUUCCCCCCCCCCGGCCCGGCUCCCGCCGCCCGCCCUCUCCGCGCCCGGGCGAGGGGACCGGCGGCGCCGCGGGAGCCCCCCCCCCCCACCCCCCCGCCUUCCUUCCCCCGGCAGCGCAUGCCCUCCCCGCCCCGCGAGGCGCCUCCGCAGCCCCACGGAACCCCCCGGCCAGGGCCGGGGCGCCUCUCCCCCGACGGGCCCGGACCCUCGUGGAGACGCGGCCCCGGCGGCGUGAGCCUCUGGCCCUCCGAGAGCGGCGCGCCCUUGCCCGCCGGUGAGGACGGGAGGCGGAGCAGCGCGGAGGCCGCCCUUCAUCCCUUUCCUCCUCCUCCUCCUCCUCCUCCUCCCGCCGCCCGGCCAUGUCCAGCGAGGAGAGCUACCUGGCCAUCCUGCGCUACCUGACCAACGAGCGGGAGCCCUACGCGCCGGGGACGGAAGGCAACGCCAAGCGGAAGAUCCGCAAGGCGGCCGCCUGCUACGUGGUGCGCGGCGGCACCCUCUACUACCAGCGGCGGCAGCGGGACCAGCCGCGCUUCGCCGAGCUGGAGGUGGUGCUGCAGGCCGAGCGCCGCGUACGCCUCAUCCGCGCCGCCCACCUGGCGCCCGAUGGCGCCCACCGCACCCGCCUGCAGACCUGGCAGGGGCUCUCGCAGAAGUACUGGUGGCGAGGUAUUCUUAAACAGGUUAAAGAUUACAUUAAAGAAUGCAGCAAGUGCCAGGAAAAGCUAGACCGCUCUAGAUCUCUGUCAGAUCCUUCUGAAAUACUGGAGGAACUAGGACUGGAUGUAAAAUCUCAUGAAGACAGUAAUGAAACAGAUGAUGAAUUGAGUAAUACAGCGCCAAUCCCAGCUGCAACCCCAAAGCCUGUGAAGAAGCCCGUAGCAAAGCACGAGCUUGUAUUUGUUGACAGUAAGGGCCUUGUGAAGCAGUCAUCUUCCAAACAUUGUCUGUCAGUCUUAAACCAACUGAAUCAGCAGAGGCUUUCCAAUCAGUUCUGUGAUGUGACUCUGCUGAUUGAAGGAGAGGAGUACAAAGCUCACAAAUCUGUCUUGGCAGCCAACAGCGAGUACUUCCGAGAGCUCUUCAUUGAAAAGGGAGCUGUCUCUAGUCAUGAAGCUGUAGUGGAUCUGUCAGGGUUCUGCAAGUCCAGUUUCCUGCCUCUACUGGAAUUUGCUUAUACUUCAGAGUUAACUUUUGACUUCUGUAGUAUGGCAGAAGUGGCCAUGCUUGCCCGGCAUCUCUUCAUGUCAGAGGUCCUCGAAAUCUGUGAAAACGUGCACAAACAGAUGGAAGAGAAACAAAUUACGGUGUACCAAAAGGGAGAUAUUCAAACAGUAGAGUCGGCACAAAAUUUAGCAGAGCAGACUGAAGUUGAGAUGCAGCCCGUGAACGGUGCUGAGCAGCCAGAGCUGGCAGCCAGUAAAGUGCCAGCAGCUGUGAAUGGAGCUCCUUCCUCCGCAGCAGCACCCCAGCCUGACCUCCAGCCCCCAGAGCCUACGGAGGCCGCUCCGGACGAUCUUUUGAAGCCUGUGGAGCAGUGUGAAACAAUAGAAAAUUAUGUCAAGACGCAGCUGCUGGAGAGUGUUUCAAAUAGCACUGUGUCUGUCGUAGAGGCUGAGCCAUCAGCUGUGGAAGCUAUGGUCACACAAAGUCAAAUGGAAAUUAGGACAGAUCAAGAUGAAAGUGGUGAAGCGAAUGUGGACACUGCUUCUGAAGACUCCUCAGAAACACUUAAGCAAAAAUGUGGCGGGCAAAGUAAAGAACAGAGCAUUUCAGUUUCACAACCUGAAAGCCUAGGUUCCAGCCAGGAUGAUACUUACAAAAGCAAGCUUCGUCAGCGUUCUGUUAGUGAAGGGGGUUAUAUCAGAUUGCAUAAAGGAACUGAAAAAACCCUGCAAAAUAGAAAGACAAAUCCUAAGUCUGCAGUACAACAGGUUGCCAUGAAGCUGGUACAAAGAGGGAAAAAAAUUAAACAGCCCAAAAGAGACAUCAUGGAAAAUAAUGAAGUAGAAGACCAGCACAAAUGCACUGAGUGUGGAAUGAUGUUCCAGCGACGCUAUGCACUUAUAAUGCACACACUAAAACAUGAAAGAUCUAAAGAUUAUAAAUGCCCAUUGUGUAAAAAAGAAUUCCAGUAUGGUGCCUCCCUGCGCGCCCAUCUUGUCCGGCACACUCGGAAGACUGAAGUGAGCACUGCAGCUGCUAGUGUAGAAGAGACAGGCGUGUCUUCAGUGAAAGGGAGAACCAAACGGGAAUUUGUAUGUGAUAUAUGUGGGAGAACUCUACCUAAGCUCUAUUCUCUCAGAAUACAUAUGCUCAAACAUACAGGUGUAAAACCACAUGCGUGCAAGGUUUGUGGAAAGACCUUUACAUAUAAGCAUGGAUUAAAAAUGCACUUAGCUCUCCAUGAAGUACAGAAACAGUUCAAGUGUGACUUGUGUGAAAAGUCUUUUGUCACAAAAAGAAGUCUUCAGGAACACAUGAGCAUUCAUACAGGAGAAUCCAAGUAUCUUUGCUCCAUCUGUGGAAAAUCUUUCCACAGGGCAUCAGGACUCAGUAAACACAUAAAGAAACACCAGCCAAAGCCUGAAGUUCGUGGAUAUCAGUGUAGUCAGUGUGAAAAGAGUUUCUAUGAAGCUCGAGACCUUCGGCAGCACAUGAAUAAACAUUUAGGUGUGAAGCCAUUUCAGUGUCAGUUCUGUGGAAAAUGUUACAGUUGGAAGAAAGACUGGUAUUCUCAUGUAAAGUCUCAUUCUGUCACAGACCCUUAUAGGUGUAACAUAUGUGGUAAAGAAUUUUAUGAGAAAGCUUUGUACAGAAGACAUGUAAAGAAAGCCACACAUGGUAAAAAAGGAAGAGCAAAACAAAAUUUGGAACGAGUUUGCGAGCAUUGUGGAAGAAAAUUCACACAACUCCGGGAAUAUAGGAGACACAUGAACAAUCAUGAAGGUGUGAAGCCAUUUGAGUGUCUGACCUGUGGAGUCGCCUGGGCUGAUGCACGUUCAUUGAAGCGCCACGUGAGGACACACACUGGAGAACGACCGUAUGUCUGUCCAGUGUGCAACGAAGCUUACAUAGAUGCCCGGACGCUGCGGAAGCACAUGACCAAGUUUCACAGGGACUACAUACCCUGCAAAAUUAUGCUGGAAAAAGAUACUCUUCAGUUUCAUAACCAGGGGACUCAGGUAGAGCAUGCCAUCAGCAUUUUGGCAGCAGACGUGCAGGAACAAGAAACCAAGAUUAGAGUUGAUGAUAGUGAGAUUGAGACUGUGGUAGUGACAGGAGAGACGCUGGAAGCCAUUGGAGCAGUUGCAGCUACUGAGGAAUGUACAUCAGUCUCCACCCUUUCUGACCAAAGCAUCAUGCAGGUGGUAAAUUACGUAUUGGCGCAACAGCAAGGACAGAAAAUGGCCGAAGUGACACAGGCCAUUGAAACUGUAGAAGUAGAAGUGGCCCAUGUGACAAAGACUGAAUAUAGUAUAUGAGAGAGCAAAAAAGUCGAGGUCUUGCGGUCCGUGGGAGCUAAGUAUUUAACUGGGUAUCUGAGGCUUACAGUGUUGCCUGUUUUCAAACAGUUAAUCACCUUGGUGAUAAAAUCCUGUACCACGCAUUACAGGGAAAAAGUUAAGAUGCUUCAGGGUGGGCCAAGGCUUUGAAGGCUAAGAUUUCUGCACUGGCCGUAACUGUCAAAAACACACACAAAAAAAAAAAAAAAAUUAUGUGUCAUGGAGUAAGUAUCAUGCUGUAACUUUUAAAAAACAAAAAGGCAAAAAAUAGUGGCUGCACUAAAAACUAGAAAUGCACAACUAUUGGUAGCAUUUUUUAAACUUUUGGGUUUAUGUGCAUUUCACAAGUUUGCAAGCAAAUUACUUGCCUUGGAUUCUGUGUGUUUAUUCCCCAAGAAAAAGGGAUGGUAGGAUGCUUCAUGCAGCAUGUGCUUCAUGCAACAUAGAGAACACCUGAGGCUUUUUUCUUUGGGUAGAUGUACCAUCUGCAGUUAAGUGAAUCCCAGUUUUGAAGAACUUAAAUUCCAAGUCUGUGGGUGGCGGGUCCAAAGUUCAGCAAAACACUGUAAAAUGUUUUACAGAGAACGAGCAGGGGUCCGCUGAAGUCUGAGGAAGUGGUUCUCUGAGACAGAUUGUGAAUUUAAGUUGGCCCACUGCAGGGAGCCUGCUUAGAGGAGUAAACUGCUUUUUAUUUGUGAGGAGCUUGCACUUCAGCCUCUAUGCACAAACCGUGUUUUAGUUUGAUGAUGUUUGGUUGUGUUAAGGAAGCCCUCGCCUGCAUCGUUGUAUGUAUCCAAAGCAGGUGACCUAAUGAUGGAUGUUUCCAGUUUUGCAUUACAUUUGAGGUAGAAACUCUCAAAUGAAAAAAGUCUAAUGUCACACUUGUUUUGGAAUAUAAAUAUAAAUACGGAGGAAGUCCAACUAGUUAUGAUCUGAUCUUGUCAUGUAUCACGUUGAAAGGAGGAGCCCUGUUAACUCCCAGACGGGACACCUAGCAAUAUCAGGAUAGGGAACUAUCAAAAUUACCAGAGUCUCCAGAAGACCUCAUUACUGCUGCUGUAAGAAAAUACUUCUAGGGCAAGCUAAGUACCCAGUGAUACACCACAUAGAUGGAAGAACUCUUACUGGGUGUUGCUGCGAGUAAGCAUGAAUCACGGCUGUGCUUGGCCCCCGUUCAAGUGUCCCUGAUGUAAUACCACCACCAGUGCACCUCUUAGUCUGUACUAGGGGUGGGUCAUUUCAUUGAUGCUCGUUUGGGUGGGUUUUAAGCAAGAAACAUGCCUGUCAAGGUAACAAUGUGCUACGCAUGUGAACAAUCAGAACUGUAUUCUGUAAAUUGCUCUCAGUCUAUAGUAUUAUCAAACGUUUCCCAGCUUUGACAGCAGCAAGGUAUGGGAGGAGCUGGGAGCCUGUAAUAUUGCAGAGUAAACUUUGUAAGUUACAUGCAUGUAACUCUGUGCUACCUGUGAAAGGGAUCCACUGAACAAAAUUUAAGCAAAAUCUGUGACAAAGUAACCACCUCAUUUGAAUUAGUAUUUCUACCUUUCAUCUUAUUUAAUGAGACUCCCUCUACUAAGCUACAAAAUGGACUGUUCUUUUUAUACUUUGCAAGCAUGUAAAUAAGCAGUUGUUGAAAAUUUUUUAAGCAAUAUGUAGUUUGAGUUCCUGCCUUGGAUCUGAAUUAAUCUACAGAUGACUAUUUCAAAGGUCACGGUCUUCCUGCAGAGGAGUAAUCGAGUUAGUUAUAUAUCCUGCAGCCCUUUACAGUUUUGUUCUUUUCUAAUUACCAAAUGGAGUAAAACUAAUAUGAAUACUUAAAAAAAAAAAAAAAAAAACCAAAACAAAAUUAAAAAGACAAAACAAAACAAAACAAACAAAAAAAAAAACCAAACACAAAACCGCUAGCUGUAACUUGAAUUUUUGUAUGGUCAAGAAUCUGGAGAUAGCCAUCCUGCUUAAAGUUAAAAUACUGCCAUUGUGAUGGAAAAAAAAAAAUUAAAAGAGCACUAGGUGAACUUUAAAACUUACUUCAGUGUUUGUAUCUUACAAAUAAUUAUGUAUCACUAAAGUGAGGAAAUGUUCAAGGAAAAAUAGCUGUAAAUAGCGCUGGAACAUUAUUUGUAUAUUUAGUGUGUUACCUUACAAAAAGAGUAUUAUGAGCACCUUUAUAUAUACGAGUUUAAUUUUUGGUGCAUUUAUUUAUUUGCCCAGAAGAAGCAGAAUUGAAUCUGAAUUUCAGAGCCUUGUUACCCACUGUAAAAAUGCUUUAACUGACUUGAUGGCCUGCCAUUUAAAAACAAACAAACAAAAACUCACAAAAGGUUGUUUCCUAAACAAGACUCAGCCAGGAAUGUCCAAGCUGAGUGUUGUGGCACAUCUUUCCUAACAUUCUGCACCUUUUCAGAAGGGCGUGAGGUAAGUAGGGAGUGUCACCCUGAGCUUUCCUGUUCCUGUAUGUGUGAAGUUGCCUUAUGUUUUUCUUUAGACUUAAUUUAAGAUGUUCACUACCCUUCUGCAAUCUAUUUGAAUUCAGGCUGCAAAUAUGCAGUUGAUACUAUUUAAUUUUAUUUGUUUUAAAAAUAAACUUUGUGAGAAGUGUCCAUUUUUAAAGUAUUCCUAGUGAUUUCCUGUACAUAAUGACUUUGAUUUGUACAUUCUGCUGGUUUUAUUUAGUGUUAAAUGUAUAAAGUUACGGUUAUUUCUGUCAUUAAAUAAACUGAGCAUUGCCAUGAA